UCAAAAACCCAACUGAUGUCUGAUGGUACCAGCAGGUUUACCUGAAAGGGAUAAUCAAUAGAUCACUUCAGUAAUACCAGCACCUUCUCUGAAAACACAGUGAUAAAGGAAAUCUCGGUUGCCAAGAUUGGUGCAGUUGCUCCUAUGGAAAAAGUAUGCCUAAUUAGCUGUGGCUUUUCCACUGGGUUUGGUGCUGCAAUCAACACUGCCAAGGUGACUCCAGGUUCUACCUGUGUCGUGUUUGGCCUGGGAGGAGUAGGCUUGUCUGUUGUCACGGGUUGUAAAGCAGCAGGAGCAGCCAGGAUCAUUGGAGUGGACGUCAACAAGGAUAAAUUUAAGAAGGCAAAGGAAUUGGGUGCCACUGAGUGCAUCAACCCUCAGGACUUCAAGAAACCCAUUCAAGAAGCUUUAUUUCACAUGACAGAUGCUGGUAUAGAGUUUUGCUUUAAGGCCAUUGGAAAUCUGGACACUGGGUAUACAGCUGCCCUGGCCUCCUGCCAUGAGAGCUAUGGGGUCUGUGUGAUUGUUGGGGUGUUGCCUGUCAGUGUUCAACUCAACAUCAGUGGCCAGUUGUUCCUCUCAGGACGUUCUUUGAAGAGUUCUGUUUUUAGAGGCUGGAAAAGCAGAAAGCACUUCCCUAAACUGGUUGCUGAUUAUAUGGCAGAGAAGUUUAAUCUAGACCCACUAAUUACUUAUACUCUGAAUUUUGAUAAAAUCAAUGAAGCAGUUGAAUUAAUGAAUACUGGAAAAUGUAUCUGCUGUGUCCUGUUACUUUAA
This is a messenger RNA of Sapajus apella (tufted capuchin), 777 nucleotides long. Its product is annotated as alcohol dehydrogenase 6-like. Gene Ontology annotation, cellular component: cytosol. Gene Ontology annotation, molecular function: all-trans-retinol dehydrogenase (NAD+) activity; zinc ion binding. Gene Ontology annotation, biological process: retinoic acid metabolic process; retinol metabolic process. The record is from RefSeq and is a predicted model, not a curated record. The transcript has 5 exons. Lineage: Eukaryota; Metazoa; Chordata; Mammalia; Primates; Cebidae.